Venturia canescens is the source of this 1912-nucleotide messenger RNA. It is a transcript of the gene Sec61alpha, whose product is annotated as SEC61 translocon subunit alpha. The coding region runs from base 233 to 1663 and encodes 476 amino acids. NCBI's taxonomy places the organism in Eukaryota, Metazoa, Arthropoda, Insecta, Hymenoptera, Ichneumonidae. The transcript has 7 exons. Gene Ontology annotation, cellular component: membrane; Sec61 translocon complex. Gene Ontology annotation, biological process: post-translational protein targeting to membrane, translocation; SRP-dependent cotranslational protein targeting to membrane, translocation. Gene Ontology annotation, molecular function: ribosome binding; signal sequence receptor activity; transmembrane protein transporter activity. The record is from RefSeq and is a predicted model, not a curated record.
AAGAGCCACGAUUUCAAGCCCCCCCGUAUUCCUUUAGCUUUAUACUCGGGGUCCGAAGCGCACACUCUCCUGACAAGUGUACAACGCGUGAACUCGUCCUCUAGUUUCUUCGCGUUGACGUCUUUUUUUAUGUUUUAUAAUAUAAUAUUAAAUUAAAAUCGUUUAACGAACUGUUGUAGAUCAGUGGACGGGAAAUUGUGCGAUAUAUUGAAAACGAGAAUACGCAAUCAUCAUGGGGAUUAAAUUUCUCGAGGUGAUUAAGCCAUUUUGUGGCAUACUCCCGGAAAUAGCGAAACCACAACGUAAAAUCCAAUUUAGGGAAAAGGUGUUAUGGACAGCUAUAACGCUGUUCAUCUUCCUUGUAUGUUGCCAGAUUCCCCUCUUCGGUAUUAUGUCUUCGGACAGCGCGGAUCCCUUCUAUUGGAUUCGUGUCAUCCUUGCUUCCAACAGAGGUACUCUCAUGGAAUUGGGUAUCUCUCCGAUCGUUACGUCUGGUCUUAUCAUGCAACUUUUGGCUGGUGCAAAGAUUAUCGAAGUUGGCGACACUCCUAAGGACAGAGCACUAUUUAACGGAGCUCAGAAGUUAUUUGGUAUGGUAAUCACGGUUGGUCAAGCAAUCGUUUACGUGAUGACAGGAAUGUACGGAGACCCAGCUGAAAUUGGAGCCGGAGUUUGUCUGCUCAUCAUUAUCCAACUUUUCGUUGCCGGUCUCAUAGUUUUGUUGCUCGAUGAACUUUUGCAAAAAGGAUACGGUCUUGGCAGUGGGAUCUCGCUCUUCAUCGCCACAAAUAUCUGUGAAACAAUCGUAUGGAAGGCAUUCUCACCGGCGACGGUAAAUACCGGACGCGGUACAGAAUUCGAAGGUGCUGUAAUAGCCUUGUUCCACCUCUUGGCUACGAGACAAGACAAAGUUCGAGGACUUCGCGAGGCUUUCUAUCGUCAAAAUCUUCCAAAUCUCAUGAAUCUUCUGGCAACGAUAUUGGUCUUUGCUAUAGUCAUAUACUUCCAGGGCUUCCGUGUCGAUCUACCAAUAAAGUCCGCCAGGUACCGCGGUCAAUACAGCAGUUAUCCAAUCAAAUUAUUCUACACGAGCAACAUCCCUAUUAUUCUCCAAUCUGCAUUGGUUUCCAAUCUUUACGUAAUCUCGCAAAUGUUGGCCGUCAAAUUCCAAGGAAAUUUGAUCGUUAAUUUGCUCGGUGUGUGGUCCGAUGUCGGUGGUGGUGGUCCAGCGAGAUCUUAUCCCGUUGGUGGUUUGUGCUAUUACCUUUCGCCACCCGAAUCGGUCGGACACAUCGUUCAGGAUCCGGUUCACGCCAUGCUCUACAUUCUCUUCAUGCUUGGCUCUUGUGCAUUUUUCUCGAAGACUUGGAUCGAAGUUUCCGGCAGUUCCGCUAAGGAUGUCGCAAAACAAUUGAAAGAACAACAAAUGGUCAUGAGAGGACAUCGUGACAACUCAAUGAUCCAUGAAUUGAACCGUUACAUCCCCACCGCAGCCGCUUUCGGCGGCCUUUGCAUCGGCGCUCUUUCGGUAUUGGCCGAUUUCCUCGGUGCGAUUGGAUCCGGUACGGGUAUCCUUCUCGCGGUCACAAUAAUCUACCAAUACUUUGAGAUCUUCGUUAAAGAACAGAGUGAAAUGGGUGGAAUGAGCACGUUAUUGUUCUAAGCUCGUAACUAAAUAGACUCAAAAAGUGAAUUAAUUUCUUUUUAUCACGAAGAACUGAAUAAUAAUAAUUUAUUGUAAAAAAAAGAAAGAAAGAACGGAAAGUAAGUCGAUUGUGGCCGAAUGAAAACCGACACACUUACACACACACAACGGUACACAUGGAGAUUUAUUGUAUUUCCUUCGAGACGAGGCCGAUACGACGAUGUCGUUUGCGGGUUAAGUGAAAUAGACGAAAUAUUAUCUCUUUGA